GUGCUACUAUAUAGGACGGCUGAAUAAUCGUUUCCUUUUUACUUCAAUUGUGUGUCGUGUAUGGCGUGUACGCACGACAUAGUUAUAAAUUAGUUCAUUUUGCUCAAAUAAUAUCCAUCACAACCUUUUUCGUAAUUUAUUUAGAAUAUCGAUUUUUACUCAUUACAUAUACAUUAUAGCAAGUGUGUGGUUAACUAUCAAUAGUUAUUUUACAAUGCCAUACGAUAUUCCAAAAACUGUUUCAAAAAUUUAUAUUCAUACUGGAAAUGUGUUAAAUGCUAAUGAAUUAACACAAAAGGCUGGUCAAAAUGCAACUCAAGAGGUAAUUGAAUGUUUGAGCAUUUGUCUGUCCAAGUAUCCCUCACCAUUUGCAUUAAACGAAAAUAAUUUACAUUUAAAAUGUGAUGAGUGCUACAACACUGAUAAUGAAGAAGAUUUAGCUCUCAGAACAAGUGUCAAGAUUUUUCUUACCACAAACGAGGUGGAUGUUUUGGAAGAUUCGUUAAAAAAUCUUUUUAAAGAAUUGAACGAAGAAGUUGUAGAUUCUGUAAUUUUAGCAUUUAAUCAUGGUAAAGAUACCUUGUUAGCAGAUUUACUAACUCUGUGGUCUAUACUUGAAGGAUAUGUUAACAAACAGAAAAUCACACGUAUAGGUGUGAGUGACAUUGACACAGAUCUGUUCAUUUCUCUGUACAAUAACUCAAUUAUUAAACCAACAAUUGUACAAAUUAAUUUGAACUCUUGUUGUGUUGUACCAGAAGCCCUUCAAGAAUUUACUAAAGAUAAUGAAAUACAAUUAUUGACACACAGUGAUUCGAAAGAAAUUUUACCCCAAUCGUGCUUAGCUGAAGUUUUUGGUGACCAAACUGAACUAAAACAAAAAAUACCUAAGCUUGAAUGGAUGAUAAGAUACCUAACUCAUGUAAAGUGCAGAGGAGUUUUAGCAAGUAAAGGGUACAUAGUAUGUCUUAAAAGAUCAUAGAGUGAAUCCACAUGUCUAGAAGGCUAAUGAUGUAUACACACACAUUUUUUUAUUAUUAAAAAAGUUUAUGAAUUUUAUACUUUUUUCUUCGAACAAACUAAAAUUGUUACUAAACAAACUAAAUAAAUUGUUAUCAUAAUAUUUUUA
Molecule: messenger RNA, 1129 nt
Organism: Rhopalosiphum padi (bird cherry-oat aphid)
Lineage: Eukaryota; Metazoa; Arthropoda; Insecta; Hemiptera; Aphididae
Gene: Gclm
Product: glutamate--cysteine ligase regulatory subunit
Exons: 5
Coding region: 215-982 (255 amino acids)
Biological process (GO): glutathione biosynthetic process
Cellular component (GO): glutamate-cysteine ligase complex
Molecular function (GO): enzyme regulator activity; glutamate-cysteine ligase catalytic subunit binding
Source: RefSeq, a predicted model, not a curated record